AUGUAUCGAAAGAUCUGUCUCGAAGACCAUGUAGAAUACCCUAACUCCCUUAAAUAUCACUUCGGCCAUGACCGUAAGCCAUCAGCACUAGAGCGAUUCUUAGCAUCCGAAUCUCUUGAAAAUGCGGCACACGUAUUUGCUAAGGCCGCGAUUGGAAAGCUCGCAAAAUUGCUUGCUACGAGGCACGAUGGUGCAUCUGUUGACCGCAACAAGCCAUUGCAGGCAUAUGAGGUUGGCUCUCUACUGGCCAUCAAGCGUCGGAAUUUGACAUUCAAUGAGUUUAAUGCAGGUAUGGCAGUCGAGACUCAAGGAACUUCGGUGUUUGGAACCAGCAUGUUGGUUGCAGGAAAAAGCAGCAUCAAACACGAAAAAUGGUCAAUGAUAGAGUAG
Molecule: messenger RNA, 390 nt
Organism: Aspergillus caelatus
Lineage: Eukaryota; Fungi; Ascomycota; Eurotiomycetes; Eurotiales; Aspergillaceae
Exons: 1
Coding region: 1-390 (129 amino acids)
Source: RefSeq, a predicted model, not a curated record